Messenger RNA from Trichoderma reesei QM6a, 1854 nucleotides. RefSeq lists its product as uncharacterized. Bases 1 to 1854 code for a protein of 617 amino acids. The record is from RefSeq and is a predicted model, not a curated record. NCBI's taxonomy places the organism in Eukaryota, Fungi, Ascomycota, Sordariomycetes, Hypocreales, Hypocreaceae. Gene Ontology annotation, cellular component: nucleus. The transcript has 2 exons.
AUGUCUCAAGACGGCAACAUCGGCGAGGGUGAGACUUCUGCAGAGCCGCUCUCUGAAAACACGCUCGAGUAUAUGCUCUUCGUGAUAGACAGCCAGCAAUCAGAGCCUCGCAAAGCACGUACUCGCCUCGAAGCGAUUCGCAAAGCCGCAGUCGAGCUCGCCCAGUCACUUACAAAGGACUACAUCUGGCAGCGUGAAGGGUUCGAGAUCUCACUCAAGAGUGAGCAUGGACUACUUUUCCUACAUGGCACGACCGACUACGGAGAUGCCAUAGAGGACGAAUGGCUCAUCGUCUACUUACUAUGUGAGCUAUCCAAGGCUCACCCCGAUCUCUGGGUGCGAGUCUCAGACUCUGACGGCGAGUUCCUCCUGGUGGAAGCGGCCAACGUCCUCCCCAGUUGGCUGAGUCCGGAAAUCGAUCGCUAUCGAGUAUGGAUUCACCUUGGAAAGAUCUUUCUUAUACCCUUCAACCCUAAGAGCCGAGACGAGCCUGAACAUUUGUCGCUCCAACAAGCCGUCACCCUUUUGCGGUCAAACACAGACGCCCUCAUCCACCUCCCCGCCAUCGAUGCCGAAGCCUUUCAUAGAUUGCGAAAGUAUCCCGAGCAAAUUGCCAACUCCAUACAUCAUUCCCUCGUCACGAUACCCAGAACAGUUGCAUACGUCCUACAUGCUCUCCCAAAGAUUAUUGCCCCGGCCGUGGAGCACUUUUACCUCAGAGACGCAAGAUCGUUAAAGCCCAUCCUCUCUUCAUCGGCGCCUCUGCGAUUUCCUCCGGAAGAUCUUGUCACGGUCAGUGUGAGGUUCAGCAAAACGCUCUAUGCGCAACUCAAGUCCCAGCGAUUCGAUGCGCCGCCACGGUGGCAGGCUCUGCUUCGCAAAAACCAAGAGCUGGAUCUCCUUUCGAAAGAAGACCAGAAAAAGCUUGAAAGACUAGAGAUGGGAAUGAAGCUCACGUGCGGAUUUGAGAUGCUGGCCGCCAAUGCGGAGAAUAGCAAGAGCAGAGUCGUUCGGGAGAUGGCCAUCCUACUGGAAGAUCUCGAAGAGGACGGAAGCUCAGCUCUGCCAUCCGACGAGGAAAUAAAACAGUGGGAAAACGUCGAUCGGGACGAUGAUGAUUCGUGGCUCGAUAUCAAUUACGAAGAUUUCGAGCGCGAGCUGGAAGGGAAGCAAGCCGCCUCUUCUUCAAAGACGACAUCUGGCUUCGGCGAGGCCCAGACACAAGAGAAUCUCAGAAAGAUUGUCUCUCGCUUCGAGGCUUUUCUCAAUGACGAGAGCGCUGGGCUGGACGGUGCUGAGCUCGACCGGAUGGAUGUUGACAACGAUGACGAUGACGAUGACGAUGACGACGACGAUGAUGAUGAGGAUCAAGACGACGAGGUGAGCUUCGACGAAGAAGCGUUCUCCAAGAUGAUGAAGGAAAUGAUGGGCAUUGCGGUGACAGGCACUGCAACAGGAGGAAAGGCUCAAAAAGUCGAUGUUGCCGAAGAUGGCUUUGACAGCGACGCGGAAGAAGAUCGAGACAUUCAAGAGAUUGCCUCUCGCAUGGAAGCCGAGCUCAAAGAGUACGGAACGCUUCAGCUCGACCCACCGACCAAGGCACGCGCGAUCAAGUCCAAGGAGAGCUUGGACAAGGGGAAGCAGCCAGCGCAAAAGGAGAGCGUUCAGCAGGCACACUCAACAGACGACGAGGAUGAAGAGAUUGACAUUGACUUCAACCUGGCCAAGAAUCUGCUGGAGAGCUUCAAGAGCCAGGGGGGCAUGGCUGGGCCUGCGGGGAAUCUCAUGGGAUUGAUGGGGUUUCAGCUACCGCGUGACGAGGAUGACGAAGACGAAGCCUCCCAUGAUCGAUGA